AUGCAUCCUAGUAGCAGUCCCCGUACUUCCAAUGGUGGCGCUUCUCAUCAUGAUUCCCCUGACACCAAACUCACCACGUAUUCUCCGGAGGACCUGCGAUCGAAAGGUGUCUCGGGGCCUACAGCCUGCAGUGCAUCGAGCGAGGACGAGCUAAGGGAAUUCUAUGCAGCACUUGGUCCAGACCCUUUCAUCGCUCCCCCCACGGGCCAUGGUCGCGUGCAGCUAUCUCCUACGGCCUCAAGUUUCACUCCCCUUGGUCCUGCCAGUGGGAAUGAUCAACCUUCUGCCCGACUGCUCAAGUCCAUUGGAUCUGGAGUGAGAUACCUGGCAGCCAAUUCGGAGCCGGACCACGGCCUGCUGCGUAAAGGUAAUGAGAGGCUUCCAGAUCAGAUCAUCUCCGACUUUGGUCCUAUUGGAAAAGCGAAAACUGGCAAUGAGCAUAACCAUUCUUCGCCCAUUAUUAUUGGUCAGUUUGACCAGGAGAGACGUAGCCGCGCAUUCGUUAUUGAAGACGUUCCAACUGGCUUGUCUUACUUAACCCUUGCUGGCUUUUUCAGUCGUCGUGAAUUCAGAACCCUCAAGGGUCCGGUACUCUCAGAGCUACGGUCGAAGGGUAGGAUUUCCGUUGCAUUCACGGAUAGCCGCGAAGCGCAAACCGCGAUGAACAAGAUACAUCAUCUCCGGCCUGAGUGGCGUAUUCAUCCGCUCACUGCGAAGGAGUACGCUCAGCGGCACGAGAUGUCUCUUUCGAACCAGGUCUCCGAUUUCGAGGGUCAGAUCUUCGUCUCUGUGUAUUAUGAUAGCCGAGACCCCAAUCUUCAUGAGCAGGGUGUCGCUCAAUCACUUAAAGAUCUGGCUGAGACUUUUGGUGACCUGAAACUAUUCCACGCUGUGCCCACAGGCCAGGAUAAUGUUAGCGACUUCCUCAUCGAGUUCUUUGACACACGAGAUUCAGAGAACGCAGUGGUGACCCUAAAUGGGACAUCUGUCAAUAGUUGUUUAUUGGAGGUCAAGUUCUACAAACCAGAUGUCAACGAUAGUUCUAGUCGGAACUCGGUUGCGACCCCAAUGAGGCAGAUAUCUCCCCUUCGAGGGACUGCAGGAAACCACCUGUAUCCUUCCAGUACUAUGGGCUCCCUUAGCAGAGUAUCGCACAGCCCUUACUUCGAAUUGAGCCCUACUGGGCGCUCUACAGUACCACGCGGAGAACGAGCUGGUCUGAUGGAAUGGACCCGAUUUGAAGAGCGCAAUGUCUAUCCUCCCCGGGCCGAGAUUUCCCGUUACUCUGACCCUCGUUCUACAAAUCAGAACUUUGUUGAUGUGGAAAGAAUUCGAUGUGGACUUGAUGUCCGUACAACGAUCAUGCUUCGUAAUAUCCCCAACAAGAUUGACCAGGCUAUGUUGAAAGAAAUUGUCGACGAAACAAGCCGUGGGAAAUAUGACUUUAUGUAUCUACGUAUUGAUUUCGCGAAUAAUUGCAAUGUCGGUUAUGCAUUCAUCAACUUCGAAGAUCCAAUUGAUAUUAUUGAUUUCGUAAAUGCACGAUCUGGCCGUAACUGGAACUGUUUCAACAGUGAUAAAGUUGCGGAGAUAUCAUACGCCACGAUCCAAGGCAAAGACUGCUUAGUGCAAAAAUUUCGCAAUAGCUCCGUGAUGCUAGAGCAUCCGUCUUUCCGUCCCAAGAUCUUCCAUACCGGUACUGGCCCUCUCGCUGGGACUGAGGAUCGAUUCCCGGGACCAGAUAACCCUUCGAAGAUGCGCCGCAGCGUCGAGAAUGCGGAGCAUGUCGGUUUAUUCGCACCGCGUGUCGGCCAGCAGUAUCGUGAUGAGCAGCGCCGCCGCCGUUCACAGUAUGACCGUGGAACAACUGCCGCUGAACGUGAAAUUGUCUAUGUUCGGACCUGCACCCCAAGGCGCACCCCUGCGAUGAUGAGCGGACCAAGGAGCGCUCCCUUAACCCUCCCUGUCUUCAAACCAUGGUACGAAUCUCAGUCCUCUCCCCGGGGACCUAAGACUUCUUGAAGAUCGAGUCACAUGUCCAUGUACCCUGCAGCGAUGUCGCUAUUUUUUGCGCCGCUUGUUGAAUACUCUAAGUUGUUGAGAAGCCUUGAGGUGUUUCUCCGAGUUACCUUCUACAUCCCUUCAGUCCAUUCUGUGAUGUUUUCUGCAGUCCGUUGGUUUUCGAGGAACCCCUAACCGAAAAAAAGGAAAGAGGAAGAAGCGAAGGAAGAAAAAGGAAAACUUUGUUAGGCCCUUUUUGGAGCUCUGCUGCGGCAUCUCCAAGACUCUAGGCGUCAUGGAUGGACAUAUCUUGUUUGGGUGUUAAGUAGCUCUUCCUCGGCUCGCGCGCUGUGGAGUAUUCCUUCGGUAAUAACAGCUGAUUUCGAUGAUUUGUAAUGACACAUGACAGUAAGCUUAUAAUUACAUGCUGUAGACUCGUAUAAAUACUG
Molecule: messenger RNA, 2450 nt
Organism: Paecilomyces variotii
Lineage: Eukaryota; Fungi; Ascomycota; Eurotiomycetes; Eurotiales; Thermoascaceae
Product: meiosis protein MEI2
Exons: 14
Coding region: 1-2022 (673 amino acids)
Molecular function (GO): RNA binding
Source: RefSeq, a predicted model, not a curated record